AUAACGACUGGGCUCAUCUCUGAUCUUUCCAUUGUACCUCUUUCACGGGAGCUGCUCUUUUGUCGUAUAUUGGCCACUGAGAGACCUCAUCAGCAGGAUGCCUGAGCAUGUACAAGAGAGGAAAUCAAAGAUAUCAGCCUCAAGGAAGCUCAUGCUGAAGAGCUUGAUGGUGACAAAGGCAAAGGAGGAACUGGAGCAAGAGAUUCUUGUCAAAGAGGAAGAAAAACAGAAGUAUCUUGCAGAGAAAGCUCCUCCUCUGAACAUCGGUGGUCUAAGUUUUGCUCAGCUGCAGGAUCUCUGUAGAGAACUCCACGCAAAGAUCGAUGUGGUUGAUGAGGAACGAUAUGACAUUGAAGCCAAAGUUAUGCUUAACACGCGUGAGAUUAAAGACCUAAACAUCAAGGUUCUGGACCUCAGGGGGAAAUUCAAGAGGCCUAAUCUUAGACGCGUUCGUGUGUCUGCUGACGCCAUUCUUCGCUCGCUGCUGGGCUCCAAGCACAAAGUCUCCAUGGACCUCCGAGCUAAUCUCAAGUCUGUCAAGAAAGAAGACACUGAGAAGAAGAGGCCAGUGGAGGACAGCGACUGGAGGAAGAAUGUGGAGGCCAUGUCCGGGAUGGAGGGAAGGAAGAAGAUGUUUGAUGCUGCUAAAGGUUCUGCUCAGUGAAGACAGAAAAAUGCCCAUCGUCUAAGAUGUUGUUGUUGAUCUGCCGCUGUUCUUUGCAGCCUAUGUGGUUCCUUUUCAUACUUGAACUUUGGAUAUGAUCCUGUCUUGAUUCUGAGAAUAUUUCCUCACGUGUGAGAUUUUCCACCCUUUGCUUUGUAUGUAAAUCAAUGUUUCUGCUCGAAGUAGACUUAUUUGUCUGGUUUGUUUAGCUGGUGUUUUUUUCCAAACUACUCAAUCAACCUCAUGGUAGUAAUUCACACUUUUUUUCUCUAAAGGAAACUUUUCAACUAAUAUUUUUAAAAUCAAAAUUAAAAUUUUGCUUUAAAAUAUACAGCAUACUUAUUCGAAGCAAAUUAAACUGCAUGUUUGAUGUUGUUGCCUAAUACCUAUAUCUAUGUGCUGUGUGUUUGUGAACUGUAACACCAUACUUUAAAGGAAUAAAACAAUUACCCAAA
Messenger RNA from Girardinichthys multiradiatus, 1119 nucleotides. It is a transcript of the gene tnni1a, whose product is annotated as troponin I type 1a (skeletal, slow). Gene Ontology annotation, biological process: muscle contraction. The transcript has 8 exons. Gene Ontology annotation, cellular component: troponin complex. Lineage: Eukaryota; Metazoa; Chordata; Actinopteri; Cyprinodontiformes; Goodeidae. The record is from RefSeq and is a predicted model, not a curated record. Bases 98 to 664 code for a protein of 188 amino acids.